Amborella trichopoda is the source of this 1680-nucleotide messenger RNA. RefSeq names its product shikimate kinase 3, chloroplastic. Gene Ontology annotation, cellular component: cytosol; chloroplast. Gene Ontology annotation, molecular function: shikimate kinase activity. The record is from RefSeq and is a predicted model, not a curated record. NCBI's taxonomy places the organism in Eukaryota, Viridiplantae, Streptophyta, Magnoliopsida, Amborellales, Amborellaceae.
UUUCUUGUGAUUUUCGCUCUUAUUUUACUUUUUUCUUCUUUUUUUUCUGGAUAAAUUUCUGAGUAGAUGCUGCGAUAUUCAUGGAGAUUCUUUAGUUUCUGGGGUCCAGCUCAAGUUCUCCUUUUUCUUUCUAUUUAUUUUCUGCGUUUUAAGAGCUCUUUAAUGGGCUUAAAUGGAGGCUUCUAAUGUUUUGAGACGACAAGCAUGUGGCCCAUGGAUGGACUUUGAGAAGAGCAGAGGGAAACAUGUUGAUUGUCUACAGUUUCCUGAGAGAUGGAGAGAGCAGCGAGGAUUUCAGAGGUCUACUACUUCAGGGCCUUUUCAGUUGAAAAGUGUCUCAAGAAAAUCUAGGCUUGUGGCAAGGGAUCUAUCUUGCUCAUACAAGAACUUUACUGUUUCAUCGGAAUUGGAACUGAAAAACUUAGGUACUGCUGAGAAAGAGGCAUUAAUAAUAAAGAAGAAGGCACUAGAGGUUUCUCCACAUUUGAAAGGAAGUUGUAUUUUCCUUGUCGGCCUGAUGGGCUCUGGGAAGACCACGGUUGGCAAGAUUCUGUCAGAAGCACUGGGUUAUUACUUUUUUGACAGUGACAAAUUGGUGGAGCAGGCUGUUGGUGGAACUUCUGUGGCUCAGAUUUUCAAGGAGCAUAGUGAAGAUUUUUUCAGAGAUAAUGAGAGUGAGGCUUUAAGGGAGUUGUCUCUGAUGCACCAGUUGGUUGUUGCAACCGGAGGUGGAGCAGUCAUUCGGCCCGUUAACUGGAAAUACAUGAAACAGGGGAUAACUGUGUGGUUGGAUGUGCCCCUUGAAGCUCUGGCUAAACGAAUUGCAGCAGUAGGAACAGAUUCUCGUCCGCUUUUGCAUGAAGAAGAUGGCGAUGCAUAUACAAAGGCCUAUUUACGGCUCACAGCAUUGUUCAAGGAAAGAGGUGAAGCAUAUGCCAAUGCAGAUGCAAGGGUUUCUUUGCUUCAAAUUGCUGCUGAAAAGGGACACAAUGAUGUAUCCACUCUCACUCCAACAGCUAUCGCAACUGAGGCACUUGAAAGAAUUAAGAGUGUUCUAAGCUUGAAGAAAUCCAAUGGAAGGCUAUCUUAAUUUCCAGGAACCACCAGGGUCUCUCUCUCUCUCCUCCCCUGUUUUAAUCUCAUUAUGUAUAUGUGCUGUCAUUAUGUUCAUAUGGAUGAGUAUUGAGUGCAAAUUGGCAUGCAUCCAUUGUUUUGUUUUUUCAUUUCUUUGGUCAGUGAGGCUUCUGUACAUAAUUGAAAUUACAACUGUUAAAAAAUUCAAAUGUUUAAAUGAUCAAAAGAUUUUCUUGAGGAUUGAGCUGCUUGUUUGUUGAAAAAUAAUACAAAUUCAGUGUAAAGUUUUGAUGCUAGCCAGAGUCUUCUAUCUAGUUGAAUCAGACUUUUAGUUUUGCUCUGGAAUCUUUUGCCAAAGUAGAAGUGGAAACCAGUGAAAUACCAUUUAUUUUAUGAGUUAUGGCCAAGGGGCAUCUGAUUAUUGAGCUCUGUGUUAACCAUUUGGUUUGUACUUUAAGCCUGCUUUCCCAAUUGCUCAACAGAGAGAGAGAGAGAGAGAGAGAACACAGUGGCAUGAGCCUUCAUACAUUUCAGCAGUGGAAGAGAGAGAGAGAGAGAGAGAGAGAGAGAGAGAGCAUGAAGUGGCAUGAACCUUCAUCCAUUCAG